GCGUAGUUCCGGCGGGGAGAAGGGAGGGGUGACAUGCAGAGCGGGCAGCCGCGGCCUCGGGAGCAGCUGGAGCCGGAGCUGCCGGAGCAGCGGGCGGGAGCGGCGCGGGGGGGACAGGCCUGGCGCGGCGCCCCCACCAUGGAGAUCGAGAAGGAGUUCCACCGGCUCGACCAGGCCGGCAGCUGGGCCGCCAUCUACCAGGACAUCAGGCAUGAAGCCAGUGACUUUCCGUGUAAAGUGGCCAAACAUCCCAGAAACAAAAAUAGAAAUAGGUACAGAGAUGUCAGCCCCUUUGAUCACAGUCGAAUUAAGCUAAACCAAGGUGACAAUGACUAUAUCAAUGCUAGUUUGAUAAAAAUGGAAGAGGCCCAAAGGAGCUACAUCCUUACCCAGGGACCUUUGCCAAAUACUUGUGGUCACUUCUGGGAGAUGGUUUGGGAACAGAAAAGCCGUGGUGUUGUCAUGUUGAACAGAGUGAUGGAAAAGGGAUCUGUCAAGUGUGCACAGUACUGGCCACAGAAGGAGGAGAAAGAAAUGUUUUUCGAAGAUACAAACUUGAAACUAACAUUGAUAUCUGAAGAUAUAAAAUCCUAUUACACAGUACAACAGCUAGAAUUGGAAAACCUUACAACACAGGAAACCAGAGAGAUUCUGCACUUUCAUUAUACUACAUGGCCUGACUUUGGCGUCCCGGAGUCACCUGCUUCAUUCCUCAAUUUCCUGUUCAAAGUGCGGGAAUCUGGCUCCCUUAACCCGGAGCAUGGCCCCGUUGUGGUGCACUGCAGUGCUGGAAUCGGGAGAUCCGGAACUUUCUGUUUGGUUGAUACAUGUCUUCUACUGAUGGACAAGCGGAAAGAUCCUUCUUCUGUGGACAUUAAGCAGGUCCUCCUGGAGAUGAGGAAGUACCGCAUGGGGCUCAUACAGACAGCAGACCAGCUCCGUUUCUCCUACCUAGCUGUUAUUGAAGGGGCAAAAUUCAUUAUGGGAGAUGCUUCAGUGCAAGAGCAGUGGAAAGAGCUCUCCAAUGAAGACCUGGACCCGCCUCCUGAACAUACCCCACCGCCUCCCAGACCACCAAAGCGAACAUCAGAAAUGCACAAUGGAAGGAUGCAUGAACAUACAGAAUUCCUUCCUAAACAUCAAGUAGUGGAGGAAGAGAUAAGGUGUUUGGUCAGCUCUGUGGAAGAGACGGUUCCAGAUGGCAGAGCUCAUUCAUCUGUGCCACUGAUCACAGACAGCACUAGUCAAGACACUGAAAUUCGGAGGAGAACUGUUGGUGAAAACCUGCGUCUCUCACCCCACAAAGAAGAGUCGAAGAAGUCGGAGAGCUCAGAAGAGGAUGAUGAGAACAUGAUGACAACCUGGAAGCCAUUUCUAGUGAAUAUAUGCAUGUUCACCUUCCUGACGGCGGGAGCUUACCUCUGUUACAGGGUGUGUUUUCAUUGAUGGACGUGCCAGCAAGAGCGACCCUGCAGAAAACACCACCAAUUCCAUGGGUUUGUAAUCAGCUCCUCUGAAGGAAAGCGAAUGGAGGCGCCUGAGCCUCGUCUCAGUGGAGGUAGAUCUUAGCUUGAAAGGCCGGAACUUUGGUUAGGGCUUAAAGAGAGAAUUGAUGCACUAGGGUUUUAUCUAGCCCUGUGGUCCCAAGAACAUAAUAUUCUAAUCUCAGGGCCUUAAAAUAUUCAGGAGUAAGCAGAGAAAAUGCCAAAUAGUCUGUUUUCCUUUUCUUUCUUUUUUUCCUCUAUUUCUUUCUUUUUUUAGACUCAGUAGUAGAACUACAACACAUUGUUGUUUUUAGCCUUUUUUAAAAAGCCAGUUCUUGUUCUUUUUCUUUUGUUUCAGAAAAACUAGGCACAAGUGAAACUUGCUUGUACUCUCCAAGUGUUGUAACCAAAUACAUGACUUAUAUUGACGAGUUCCCAAAAACAGAAAAAGAACCCCACAUACCUGAAGAAUGUACCUUUUUGGAAGGGGAGGGCACUGGGGGACAGGUGUUGUGGUCGGGGUUUUUGGUUUAGGGGUGUUUUUAACUUGCUUCAUCAUUGCAGACUGAGUUGUGGGCAGUGCCUGUGGUAUUGAUAUAUUUAAUCCUGGCAUAACUGUUCUUAAAGAGCUUAUUGUUUUACAUGUGUUUAUAGAAACAGGCUUCUGCAUUUGCUCAGGGUAUCCCAACAUGUCAAGCUCUUUUUUUUUUCCUUCUUUUCCUUUAAUAACUGUAUCCCCCUCAGUGACUUUUGUUGCACUCUACUUGCACAUGCGCCUAUUUACAUUGCACCAUCCUCUGUAAAGCUGGUUUUACUUUGACAUUCUGGGUUAGGAGAGGUUAUGGGGAGGGAGAGACACAGGAAGGGAAAUUCAACCAAAACGUGAACACCAGCAUUGUGCAGCUGGCAUUCAGAUGGACCAGUGCUUAAACCUCAUCAUUUGGAAUGUAAAAUGCAGUUUCACUCUGCUCCAUAAGGAAUAGCUUCCUGCGAGGGCCGGGGAGGUGACGUGCUCGGAGCCACCGCAGGUGAUGAGCAGGAAAGCAUUGUGUUAAUCCAGAGCAAUUAAUGCUGUGGCAGCUUCCUUAAGACAUAAAAAGCUCAACAGAAGCCAUGUUGGUCUGUGGAUGAAUCGGUUGGCUCACGAUGCAAGCGUUCGUGUGCUGCUUUGUUCAAAGCAAAGGUCUAAUGUACUGGCUUUAGCUCGGUUGAAGAUUCGCUCUUCAGCAUCACGGGGCAGAUGGUGCGAGGGGCAGCCCUGCACCUCUGCAGCAGGGGAUGGGGAUGCUGCCCCUGCGCCGCGCCCAGGACUCGAAUCAUGUAGAGUGCUUGUAAAUACGGAUUUGGGUGCAUUGGUAGAACUGUGACUGGAAGUCAGCAUUGCACUAACUCGUAGUCAGUGCUGUUCCUCGUGUAUUACCAAAUUAUCAAUAGAAUAAUAGCAAAGGUGUCUUUGCUCACGUCAUGGCGCAGAGGAGAGGAGUAAACUCACUACUGGCGGCUGUAGUGAUUGAAACCAUGACAGCUGAUUCACAACAGUGUUACUAAUCAGUUCUUAAAGUCUUUCUAGAGUGAUAGCACUUAACCACCAUCCUCAGUGCGAGCAUCGCUAUGGAGUACCUUACGUAAGUCUCUCCACUCCAUAUUUAUUUGUGCAAAGCUGUCUGGGUGUAGCUCUUCCUUCAGUGAAUAAGUUGGUGAAGGGGGGGGGGGGUUGGGGGUGGGAGUUAUUUCUAUUUUGUGUUUUGUUAAGCUUGCAUCAAGGGCUUUUCAAAAGUACAAUAAUAAAUCCUCAGGUAGUACUGGGAGUCAAUACUUUACCUGUGAGACUGUUGGUCAGACCAGUACUUGAAAGGAGGAAUGUUGUAAUCAGUCAAUAUUUAGUUAUAUUAUUGGAAACAUGAAAAAUGAGUAUAGAAAAAUGGUAAUAUAUAAUGGCUCAUCUGUGUAUUUAAGAUACAUUAUGUGAUUGCUUUGUCCCCACUAUUCUCUCCCAUCAUCUGGUAGAAUAUUGUUCUAAGGCAACAUUUGUACCCCAUUUGUAUUAAAAUGCAUGUAAAGUCUUCUAGUGUCCUGAUUAAAUACCACGUGCUUGAAAGGUGAAAGAACUUAUAUUUCUGCUUCCUGAUGUGCCCAAAAAUUAUAUUUGCAUGACCUGA
Messenger RNA from Neopsephotus bourkii (Bourke's parrot), 3643 nucleotides. It is a transcript of the gene PTPN1, whose product is annotated as protein tyrosine phosphatase non-receptor type 1. Gene Ontology annotation, molecular function: protein tyrosine phosphatase activity. The transcript has 9 exons. The record is from RefSeq and is a predicted model, not a curated record. NCBI's taxonomy places the organism in Eukaryota, Metazoa, Chordata, Aves, Psittaciformes, Psittacidae. Gene Ontology annotation, biological process: protein dephosphorylation. Bases 34 to 1446 code for a protein of 470 amino acids.